This is a messenger RNA of Sorex fumeus (smoky shrew), 2206 nucleotides long. It is a transcript of the gene HS1BP3, whose product is annotated as HCLS1 binding protein 3. Gene Ontology annotation, molecular function: phosphatidylinositol binding. The record is from RefSeq and is a predicted model, not a curated record. Lineage: Eukaryota; Metazoa; Chordata; Mammalia; Eulipotyphla; Soricidae.
GGAGACACGGUGACGCCGGCGCCCGCGGGUCCCGUGACCGCGCGCCCCUCCCCGAGCUCCGGCAGUCAUGCAGUCCCCCGCGGUGCUCGUCACCUCCAGGCAGGUCCGGAACAGCCACACUGGCCUCGACCUGUCCGUGCCCCAGCACCAGGAGGUGCGCGGGGACAUGAUGUCGGGCCACGUGGAGUACCAGGUCCUGGUGGUCACCCGGCUGGCCGCGUUCAAGUCGGCCAAGCACAGGCCCGACGACGUCGUCCAGUUCCUGGUCUCCAAAAAGUACAGCGAGAUCGAGGACCUGUACCAGAGACUGAGCAGCCGCUACCCGGGCGCCAGCCUGCCCGCGCUGCCCCGCAAGGUGCUGUUCGUGGGCGAGUCGGACAUCCGGGAAAGGAGGGCCGUGUUCCACGACAUCCUGGGCUGCGUCGCCAGGGACGCCCAGCUGGCCAGCAGCCCCGAGCUGCUGGGAUGGCUGGGCACCAGAGCUCCAGGUGCUGUGGACCCCAGCACCAGGGAUGGCCCCGUGCUGGAUGCAGACGGCCAGGCCGGGGAGGACGCGGAGGCCUUGGACUUCUUCCAGCAGCGGGACCCCGUGGAUGGGGACGACCUCCCCGGCAGCAGCCUUGCAGGGAAGGCCCAGGAGCAGGAGGAGGAGGAGGAAGAGGAGGAGCUGUUGGACCCACUGGGCAUCAUGCGCACCAAGAAGCCCAAGAAGCCCCGCGAGCCAGCGCCCCGGCCCCCGCCCAAACCCUCGCCCCGACUCACCAUCUUCGAUGAGGAAGAGGACCCGGAGGACGAGCUGUUUGGCCCUGGGGGGAAGCGCGCCCCCCAGAGACCCCCUGAGGAUGCACGCAGCAGGGAUCCCCUGAAGCUGUUUGAGGAUCCGGACCUUGGCGGGGCCGUCCCCCUGGGGGACCCCUUGCUGCUGCCAGCCGCCCAAGAGACUGGUGGGUUUGCAUCCCGCCUGGACCCCAAAGGGACCUCGGAGGAGCUGUUCAGGGUCGAAGAGGACUUGGACCAGAUUCUGAAGCUGGGCGCUGAGCCCCCGCCCCGGCCCCGGCCACCAGUGGCUCCUAAACCAGUGCUCCCUAGCAAGCCAGCGAUUCCUCCCAGACCCAGACCAAGCCCGCGGGCCACAGAGCCAGAAGCGCGGCUGCCACUGCAGCAACAGGCCCAGGCCAUGGAUGAGAUGGACAUCCUGCGGUACAUCCGGGAGCAUGAGGCACCCAGCGAGGCCGCCCCCAGCCUCUUCUGACCCUGCUGGGAGCCCCUCAGGUGUGGGCGUGUGAGGGGGAGCCCCCCCUCGGGCCCAGGAGGGGUGGGGCACAGCCUGAGGCCGCCUUAGUGACCCUGAUGGCCUCCUUCAUCUGUAUGGAGCCUUGGGGGUCGGGCAGGGGUCCCAUGAACCCCAGUGCUCCUCUUGUUUUCCCAGGGAAAGGUCACACCAUGGCCACCUUGUGCCUCUGAUAUAGGGCCAGCUCUGAGCCAACGUUUGCGGGGUCUCCCCCAGCUCUGAGAGCCUGGGGACCAGGCGCCCCUCUUACCCUGGUGACCCGAGGCCAGAUGCUGUCCCAGUGUUAUUCUGGGGGGCGAGGGGGCAUGUCCAGUGGUGGAUGCUGCUGGCCCUCCCCUGAGCUCUGUCCGGACAUGCCCUGGGGACAGACACCCACACCAUGCCAGGGCCAGCGCCUUAGACUUCACACCCAGCCCCCGUGCCAGCUGGUCUGGGUGGUGCCACACUCAGGAAACCCUCAGCCAGUGACUGUGUUCAGUGACACCGAGAAUGUUCUUUUAAAUCCUCUAUCCUCUGCCUUCCAAGCUGCAGCGACACCUGUCCUUAGCCCUGUGGUGUACACAGAGAGACCCGGAGGGGUGUCUUUGGGACUCGCACCCUAGAGUCCCUCCCAGCUCAGGGCCCACAGUCCACCCCGAGGGCCUCCCUGAGCUGGUAGUGCUGGGGGUCUGGCAUCUCUCCAGGGACCUCCCGGGGGCUGUCCAUGGCCUCCAGGGCCACAGGAAGUAGCCAUUGAAGGGGCGUGGAAGAGCUGACCUCCCUGUCUCGCCACCUCUCCCUCUCCCCAGGACUCUCAACUCAGCCCCCCACAUCUGUACCCCACUUCCCUCCCACGGCCAGCAUCCUUGGGGGGAGACGCCCACCUUUGCUGGCCCCGGGCUUGCACCCUUGCUGACCACAGGGGAGCCUGCCGGG